GUGGCGACCGACUGAGUUCAGUCGGAAACGAACGAUCGAACCAUACUUACGUCUCAUUCACACGGCGCACGUGAUUAAAGUUGUUACUUGUUCCCUUCGUCACACGUUUUGUCAUCAAUGAAGUGGUUAUACGAAUUUUAAAAAAGAAAUUGUUGAAUAAAAAACUAACGGAAAGUGUACGAUUAUUGAUAUUCUGUGGACUUUUGUAUCCCAGCAACAGUAUUGUUUGUGAACGAAGGAUGUGCCGGUGCACUAAUUGCUGUUAGCGGAGUGAAGUUUUAUAAUAUGGUGUGAUAAUCUUCAAUAUGCGGUGGUUCAGAAAGGGUGAGCCGCCGCGGCUGCUUGCCGUAUCGCCUGAAACGGAACCUAGAUCAACGCGGCGCUCUAGAAUAGACAUAUCCCCGGUACGCUACUCAAAUCGAAAAAGUAGUAGCAGUUCGGUGGAGACAAACUUCUACAAUCUAAAUGAUCAAGUUAUAAUAGUAGAAAAAUCGCCGCACCCAUGUCACCGCAACGUAGAAACGCCAGUUACUCGGCGCAUUUCAUUGCAAAACAGUCCCACUUCACUACAAGAAAGUUGCAAUUCUAGUCGUAAAAACCGCGGAGGCUCUUUAGAAAAAGAGUACAUGGUUUUUAGAGAAAAACGAAAUCCAUUAUUGGAUAAAGUUAAGAACACGAAAUUGUCCUGCUUUAAGUCAAAUGGACCCUUUCGACAUGGUGAUGAUGCUGCAUCUACAUCUGGUAGCGAAUGUAGCGCUUUUGGGCAUGUAGAAGAUGUAACCCAAUGUCGGUUUGCUGAGGCAUAUCCUGAAACUCAUACUGAAUUUGAAAAUCACAAUCCAUGGGUAAAAAUGCAGAAUUACGACGACGAGGUCUUUUAUGCCAAAAGCCCUGUCGAAUGUAAUUGGCGUGAGGGCAAAUCGUUCACAAAUCGUGGAACUAGAUGCUAUAGCUCAGGUUCAGAAUGUGACCGCUAUCAUGUUAUUCCAAAGACAGUUACAAAAUUAUCUAAAUCUAGUGAUCAAAUUUUUAACGACGAUUACGAGCCUUACGAUAAUGAAUCAACAAUUGCCAUAAAAUCUGAAAGAAAGACUGAUAAAUUUAAGAGUAAAGAUGAUAAAGAUACUAUUGGACCGAGUUCAUGUUUAUCUGCGAAAUUGCGAGCGAUGUCCGAUAGGUAUUUGAAAUCAUCCACAAAUAAAUUUCUAUCAAAACUUUAUCGACAGAAUGGGGAAGAUGAAGAAGGGGCAAGUAGUGCAAAUGAAAAUAGAACGAAGUCAAGUUGUACAAAUGCGAAAAGUCGUAAAAAACGAGGUGGUGUUAAAGCGAAACUAAGAAGUUUCUCGUAUGGCGCGUUACCUGGUUUAGAUGAAUUCCAAAAGGGUCAAAACUCUGUUUUUCAUGACGACGUCUUCAAUAUUUCUUGUGAUGAUGAAAAUGUGUUGAUCCACGAUUGCGAAGAUGCAGACUCUGGUAUAUUGGUCAAUGAAUCCGCUGCAUCCUCAAUAUUUGAUAAUGACAGAAUAUCAACACGCUGUGAAAGUUCCGCAUCACAAACAAAUUACCAAAUACCAUCUCACAGUAGAAGUGUAUCGGGUGAUCAAAGUUACGCGAAAGCUAGGGUUUCACAUAGAAGGAGUAGGGAGAGAAAUGAAUUUCCCAAGCCGAGACCAAGGAAUUCCCAAAGAGCAUUAUCAUUAGACCGUAAAGAAAUAUUAAGGCGAAUGCCAAAGAACUGUGAUAAUGACGAGCCGCAGUAUCUUCAGUUAACCGAAAAACAAAAAAUGCGGCAAAGGGAUGCUAGUCAGGGCGAUUGUGGUAUUCCACCGAUCCCCCCGUGUCGUAAGCCAGUUAAAACUUCUAACAAAUUGCAAGCGGAAUUUAAAGUUGUUAAAAUAAUGAGAAAUAGCCCUACUGAUGAAUUAGGAAUAUUUAUAGCGAAAACGAAACUUUCCGAUGAGGGGCACGUAGGCUAUUUAGUAGCACAUGUCGUUCCAGGAGGUUUGGCUGCGAAAGAAGGCUCGUUACGUAUCGGUGAUGAAUUGCUUAACGUCAAUGGUAGGAGACUGAGAGAUCUAACUAUGUCUGAAGCCAAAGAUGCAUUGCGUUCUGGAGCAUCCGAAAUAGACAUUGUUAUCUGUAGACAAAGGGAAAAAACAUCAGUUGAAGCGCGUCAACGGGAGCCUCCACAUCGAAGUACCCUACUGAUGCGCGAGAGUUCAGUCGACUAUGAAAAUGCUGUUAUCUUAGGGAAGGAAAGAGGCGUUGAUAAACAUGACGUCAGAAUCGUACGUCAUCAGUCCCAGGAUGAAACCGCUUAUAAUCGAAGCGCGUUAUCAACGGCGAAUGAAACAGCUAGCGCGCCAGUCACGCAUUCACAUUUCCUGAAAGGACAGAACGCGAACUAUAGCAGCAUGAAUAAUAAACUCUUGCGCCGACAAGUUGUUAGUUACGGUGGUUCUAAUAAGGAAGGAUUGACAUUAAGUUGUGCUAGUGAUAUAGUGGAUGUUGAUACACCUGAUGGAGUGAUAGAAACUAAUCCAGUGAAAAAUGAGGACGAUAAUGACAUACAAACCCCUAACGCUGCAAAUUUUUGCACAUUACCCCGUCGACCGCGAGCACCAACCCAUACAUACCAUACAAUUACAUUUGAAAAAGGCCACGGCAAGAAACCCUUAGGAUUUACAAUUGUGGGUGGUCGAGACUCUCCAAGAGGUCCUCUUGGCAUAUUCAUUAAAAGUAUUCUACCCCAGGGACAAGCAAUAGAUGAUGGAAGAUUGAAAGCAGGUGACGAAGUGUUAGCUGUGAAUGGGCAAGCAUGUCACGAGCUAGCUCAUACUGAAGCUUUGGCUCUCUUCAAAGCAGUCCGUAAUGGAUCAAUCGAGCUAAGAAUAUGCCGCAGAGUAAAAACAAAUCAAUCUGCUAAAGCCAAAUCCUGUACAGAUCUUCUUAAUGAUGAUGAUUGAACAACAAAAAAGAAGUGUACGAGAGUUAAAUAGAAACAAUAUGCCGAAAAACGGCAUCACAAGGAAAACAAAGUUUAACUGCACCAUGACUUGUACUUCAUAACGGUCUUGUUUAAAUGAUUUCCUUCGUGUAACCCAAACAGUGAAAUCCAUAAUGAUAAAUACAGUUUUCCUGAUAUAUUUAUCCUAAGGGAAGGUCAUGAUUACUUAUUAUAUUUAGACUGAAUUGCAUGAAAUAUAUUAUGAACAUUAAGAUUUAAAGUGCCAUCAAUUAAAAUAUGUAUAGGUCCGAUUUGUUUGUGAUUGAUUUUUGUCCGAUGUUAUGUACAAUAUUUCUUAAAAAGCACCACGCUAAAAGAACAUUUGUUUCAGUACCUGACAUAACGUCAUUUGUAAUCUUUGAAAUUCACAUUAAUUAACAAUUUAAUUAAGAACAAUUCCAAAGACAUUGUUAGUUUAAAUCUACUAUAACAUUAUCUAUGCCCUUUUUUAUCUUAAUCAAAAUGUAUCUAGCAAACUGAUUGCUACAACUAUGUAAAUCGCUUUUCUGUGUAAUUUUUUGUAAAUAAUAAUUCUAUGUUCUUAAUAAAAAUGAAGCAUGAAUUAUAGUCUUAAUCUAUUCCUAAUGAUGUAGCAAAUGCACAAGUUAGACUUGCAUAUGUAUUUGAUUGUAUGAAAAUGUAUUCAAUAUCUACAUCAUACAUAUAAAAUAUGCUAAACUACGCUAAACUUCUUUAUUUAGGUCCAUGUGCAAUACUCAAAAUUAUAUUUUCACACAAGCAUCGAUUUAGUUAAAUUUAAGUUCGACUUGAAUCCAAAUUCUACAGCACUGACAGGAGAAGAGCAAAAUCUUGCAAUAAGAUCUGAUUUCUGUGAUAAGAUGAUGAAAUGUCGUAAUGCUAUAGAUACAGAUGAUAUAAUACUAUUGAUUUCAAUGAUUUUUGUUACUAUAUAGUUAAUAGGUAGCCAGUUGUAUAGAAUUUAUUUAAUUGCAUGAUUAAUCAAUUUGCAAAUUUCGUAUUUAUUCAUAUAAAUCCAAUAAACUAUAACUUUUGACUAUACAAUUACUUGGUGUAGCACAUGUUUACAAUCUUUUUAUAGAAUAUAGAUUUGAAUAUUGCUGUUGAUACCAUUUAUUUUGUACAUAUUAUUGUAAUUAAAUGCAAAUUAUUGAUUAUAAACUAUGUAAAAUA
This is a messenger RNA of Zerene cesonia (dogface butterfly), 4159 nucleotides long. RefSeq lists its product as uncharacterized. Gene Ontology annotation, molecular function: protein binding. The record is from RefSeq and is a predicted model, not a curated record. The transcript is spliced from 7 exons. The coding region runs from base 306 to 2966 and encodes 886 amino acids. NCBI's taxonomy places the organism in Eukaryota, Metazoa, Arthropoda, Insecta, Lepidoptera, Pieridae.